Cynara cardunculus var. scolymus (artichoke) is the source of this 1503-nucleotide messenger RNA. Its product is annotated as protein IQ-DOMAIN 14-like. The record is from RefSeq and is a predicted model, not a curated record. The transcript is spliced from 3 exons. Gene Ontology annotation, molecular function: protein binding. NCBI's taxonomy places the organism in Eukaryota, Viridiplantae, Streptophyta, Magnoliopsida, Asterales, Asteraceae. Bases 1 to 1209 code for a protein of 402 amino acids.
AUGGGGAAAGCUACAAGAUGGUUUAGAGGGUUGUUGGGUAUGAAAGAUAAAGAAAACGUGGACAAUUUGAAUUCCGGUGACCGGAGAGAGAAGAAAAGAUGGAGCUUUGCAAAACCCUUGAAGGAAUCUCAGGUGCCGGCGCCGGCGCCGGCGAUGGGUCACAUCAAUCCAUCGGUAUCAGCAAGUAAUGCUGUUUGGUUAAGAUCUUACAUGUCUGAAACACAGAAGGAACAGAACAAACAUGCAAUUGCCGUUGCUGCAGCCACCGCCGCGGCUGCUGAUGCAGCUGUGGCCGCCGCACAGGCUGCCGUCGCCGUCGUGAGGCUCACAAACAACGGCAGAGGAACCCUUUAUGGCGGUGGCACUGAAAGAUGGGCUGCUGUCAAGAUUCAAACAGUUUUUAGAGCCCAUUUGGCUAGAAAAGCUUUAAGAGCUCUAAAAGGAUUGGUCAAAUUGCAAGCUCUUGUGAGAGGAUUUCUGGUUAGAAAAAGAGCAGCUGCAACUCUACACAGUAUGCAAGCUUUGAUUAGAGCUCAGGCUGCGAUUAGAUCCGAAAGGGCUCGCCGUUCGUUCACGAAAGAUCACGAAAUCCGCCAUAGAAAGUCCAUCGGGAGGUUCGACAUUGAAAGAACUGAAUUCCAUAGCAAGAGACUCUCGGCUUACGAAUCUUCAACAAAUUGCUACGAUGAGAGCCCGAAAAUAGUCGAAAUCGACACCUACAGACCUCACUCGAGAUCCCGACGCAUCAAUACUUGCACAUCCGAUUCCGGAGAGGAAUCACAAUGCCAUUGCAACAACAACAACAACAUGCCAUCGCCACUCGCAAACCCUGCGUGUAUCUCGAUUCCGGAGUUCAACCAUCUUCAAGACUUCGAAUGGGGAUACGUGGGCGAUGAAUACAAGUUCUCGAACACGGCCCAAAGCACUCCACGUUUCAUGAACUCCAACCGGUCAAACGCCCCAGCCACGCCGGCCAAGAGCGUAUGCGGAGACGGGUUUUUCAGGCCGUAUUCGAACCACCCGAGUUACAUGGCGAGCACACAAUCGUCUAAGGCGAAACUACGGUCGCAUAGUGCUCCGAAACAAAGGCCAGAGCCAGGGCCAAAGAAGAGACUGUCUUUGAAUGAAAUAGUGGCAUCAAGAUACAGCUUAAGUGGCUUAAAGAUGCAGAAAUCUUGUUCACAAGUUCAAGCAGCUUAUGAUUUGUAAGAAUGGUUGUUACUUAGAUUUGAUGAAUGUGUUUGGUUUUGAUAGAUAGGGGCAAAAAGGGAAAAUCCAUUUUCUUGUUCAAACUGGUCUGCUUCAAUGGGACUGAAGAUGGGUGUUUUGUGUAAAUCAUGUUAAGAGUUUUUGAAGUCUGAAGGGUUUGAUUGAUGAAAGGGGGUUUUGUGUUAUGGUUUUGGGUGAAAUGAAUGUAAUUAUGAUGGGAGGGUGAGCCAUGAAACUUGAACCCACUGCAAGUCUUGUGAGCAAUGAUUACAAAUGAUGUUCAUUUUGGUACUA